AAGGCGAUCGGUUUGAGGGGCCGUCCAACUACAAUGACGACGAUGAUGUUAGUGAUUUGCUCGAGACUUUCAAAAGGACAGUCUCCAGCAUGCCCCAGACACGCAAGCUGUGCAUCCCCUGGAGGUCCCCUUGCACCCAUGACGCUGCCUUGAUCAGCAAGUACAACUUCCUCAAGUGUUGCAACGAUGGAGCCUGCAAAUGCAAUUUGUGGGGCAACAACUGCAGAUGUGAAGCAACCCUAGGUAGAUAG
Candidula unifasciata is the source of this 251-nucleotide messenger RNA. The record is from the annotation of a GenBank genome assembly. NCBI's taxonomy places the organism in Eukaryota, Metazoa, Mollusca, Gastropoda, Stylommatophora, Geomitridae.